Molecule: messenger RNA, 1453 nt
Organism: Topomyia yanbarensis
Lineage: Eukaryota; Metazoa; Arthropoda; Insecta; Diptera; Culicidae
Product: methionine-R-sulfoxide reductase B1-like
Exons: 4
Coding region: 221-772 (183 amino acids)
Biological process (GO): protein repair; response to oxidative stress
Cellular component (GO): cytoplasm
Molecular function (GO): peptide-methionine (R)-S-oxide reductase activity
Source: RefSeq, a predicted model, not a curated record
ACAAUCGUUUCGUUAAUUUGUCACUAGCCAGUUCAGUCUGUUGGAUAGUUAAAAUUUAUUCACUGAUUUUCUCAAGAUUUUUGUUCGACGUCACCACUUUGAGCGAAAGCUUUCGUGUAAUUAAAUUCACCGCACUCGGUACAUAAUAUAAAUUAACACGUUAUUGGUUUCAUUUCCAGAAUACAGAUAUCAGUAGCAUUUUGCAACUACAGUUCUUACAAUGGGAAUUAUCGCAAGCCGGUCUGGAUUACAUACAACUUCAUACAUGAAAGCAGAUAGCAAGAAGCCGUCCGACCCGGACAACGGUGACGGCACAAUGAGCUUGGAGAAUAAGGCUGAGCUGGUAGCAAAACUCACUCCCAUGCAAUAUCACGUGACCCAGGAAGCAGGAACGGAACGUCCAUUCACGGGAAAGUACAACAAAUGCUACGAUAAAGGUACCUACAUCUGCGUGGUGUGUAGUCAGGAGUUGUUCAGUUCCGACACGAAAUACGACUCCGGUUGCGGUUGGCCGGCCUUCAAUGAUGUUCUGGACAAGGGCAAGGUGACACUACACGCCGACUCUAGCCUAGCCGGCGGCAAUCUCCUAUUAUUAAUCACACAACCAGGACGUAUGCGGACAGAGGUUAGGUGCUCCAAAUGUGGCGCCCACAUGGGCCACGUGUUCGAGGAUGGACCUCCGCCGACACGCAAACGUUACUGCAUCAACUCAGCGUCGAUCGAAUUCAUCCCGGCAGGAACCGUACGUCCGGGGCCAACGGAAUCUAGUUAGAGACCCGGAACUUUUGAAGACCUGAUCUGCUACGAUUUUAUAACAUAGUAAUUGGAUGACGUGCAGAAAUGUGAGACAUUGCGGUUGAUUGAAUAACUAUGUGCCAAGCGGGCACAGUACAAAGCAGCGGUGAAAUGCGCCAUAAAAUACGUGUGAUACUCUAUCAAGCACACCGAAGAUAGCACAACCGCAAUCAAUUAACUCACUUCAGAAGAUAAUUCUUAAAAGAAAGGAACUGGUUACUCAUUGUAUGGCAGUAUAACUCAUCGAUUAUCGCUUAUUUUAUUAUUUAUUUCAAUCAAUAUGAUGACCUCGGCAGGAUAGAAUAAAACAAGUAAUUUAAGUGCUGUACAAUUCCUCUCGUUCCUCAACAUAAAGUACUGGUUUUAUACGCUACAGUUCGAAACUUAAUCAUAAAAAGUUUGUAAUGCCAGUAUGCAUCGCUGCAAAGUAUGUCGAAAUAUAAACUCAUGUCCCGUUAUGUGGUUUAGUACUAAGAAUUUGUUUCACUGAUACACAUAGCAAAGACUAACUGUAGAUAUUGAACCCAAUAAAUUAAUUUGUUACAGCAAUAGGUAGGUACAUAGAAAGAGCAAACAGUAAUGUAUAAGUAACAAGAUGAAACAGAAAAUUCAUAAUGUAAUUACUGUCAAAUAAAUCUCCUAAUUGUACAGGUUUUAA